CGGCAGUGUGCGGAGAGAGAGAGAGCGCGAGCGAGCGAGCGAUAGGGGAGAGCCACCGCCAGCGCGGUCACCGCUACUGCUUUAUUCCCCUUUAUUACAGCGAUAAAACCGCAGAAAGAGCCCGCGAGUCACCUCCACACCUGGGCUGAGCGUUCGGUGCAGCGUGCUGGCUCGCUGAGGGCUGAGGCUGACCGCGGAGAGGAGGAGAAAACAGGCGAAAAAUAAACAGCAACAGCGUUAGAGCCGCGGAGAGAGAGCGAGAGACAGAUAGGAGAGAGACAUGGCUACAACAACCUGCACUCGCUUUACGGACGAAUACCAGCUCUACGAGGAGCUCGGCAAGGGAGCGUUUUCAGUGGUGCGGCGAUGUGUGAAGCUGUGCACAGGCCAAGAAUACGCUGCCAAAAUCAUCAACACCAAAAAGCUAUCGGCAAGAGAUCACCAGAAGCUGGAGAGAGAGGCUCGAAUCUGUCGACUGCUGAAGCACCCAAAUAUUGUUCGACUCCAUGACAGCAUAUCAGAGGAAGGCUUCCACUACCUCUUGUUUGACUUGGUGACGGGAGGAGAGUUGUUUGAAGACAUCGUUGCCAGAGAGUACUACAGUGAGGCCGACGCCAGUCACUGUAUCCAUCAGAUUCUAGACAGUGUCAAUCACAUUCACCAACAUGACAUAGUGCACAGGGACCUGAAGCCAGAGAACCUGCUCCUGGCCAGCAAGUGUAAGAAUGCAGCAGUGAAGCUGGCUGAUUUCGGAUUGGCCAUCGAGGUGCAGGGAGAUCAGCAGGCGUGGUUUGGUUUUGCGGGGACACCAGGGUAUCUGUCUCCUGAGGUGUUGAGGAAGGAGGCUUAUGGGAAACCUGUGGAUAUCUGGGCCUGUGGUGUGAUUCUCUACAUUCUUCUGGUUGGUUAUCCUCCUUUCUGGGAUGAAGACCAACACAAACUCUACCAGCAAAUUAAAGCUGGAGCUUACGACUUUCCAUCUCCAGAGUGGGACACGGUCACCCCUGAAGCCAAAAACCUCAUCAACCAGAUGCUGACCAUCAACCCAGCCAAGAGAAUCACUGCACAAGAGGCCCUCAAACACCCAUGGGUCUGCCAACGCUCUACAGUGGCCUCCAUGAUGCACAGACAAGAGACCGUGGAGUGCCUGAAGAAGUUCAACGCCAGGAGGAAACUGAAGGGGGCUAUCCUGACUACCAUGCUAGUGUCGCGGAACUUUUCUGUGGGUAGCAGGCAGACCACGGCUCCGGCCUCGGUCACUGCCGCCGCCGCUGCUGUUGCCGCAGCAGCAGGCACCACAGCAGGGCUGGUGGAACAAGCAGCCAAGAGUUUGCUGAACAAGAAGGCCGACGUGAAGAAGAGGAAGUCGAGCUCCACGGUUCAGUACAUGCCCCAACAGACCAACAGCACCAAAAACAGCAUAGUCACCAGCCCCAAAGGAAACCUCCCCUCUCCUGCACUGGAAGCUCAGAGCACUGUUAUUCAUAAUCCAUUGGAUGGGAUUAAGGAAUCGUCUGACAGCAGUAAUGCCACAGUGGAGGAUGAAGAUAUGAAAGGAAAGAGUGUAGAUCACAGCUCAGGUCUCGCCCAAUCAAACCCCAGCUCCCAUCCUGACCACGCCCACGCAGCUCAGAGCCCCGCCCCUGCUGUAUUCACUGCCACCAAGUUCACAGACCUGCUGGGAGUAGUGCGUAGGGGCUCUGGCCCUGCAGCUGAUGGUGAGGGGAGCACCAGCAGCCCCCCAGCUGCUCCCCCUGCUCCUACUGCCCCUCCCACCCCUCAAAUCCCAAACACUCCCAUGCAGAUGUCGCGUCUCACAGACCUGGUGAGCAGCGUGCGCCGGAACCCGGGCCCCCAGGCCCCUGAAGCUGAACCGGCUCCAUCAGCCGCACCCAGCCGACCCCUUACUAUCCCUGCCCAACCCUCUCCCCCUCCCCCUCAGCCCUCCUCCAGCCCCCAACCUCCCUUACACUCACGCAAACAGGAGAUUAUCAAGAUCACCGAACAGCUGAUCGAGGCCAUCAACAAUGGAGACUUUGAGGCUUAUGCUAAAAUCUGUGACCCUGGUUUGACCUCGUUUGAGCCGGAGGCUUUGGGGAACUUGGUGGAGGGCAUGGACUUCCACAGAUUCUAUUUUGAGAACUUGUUGUCCAAGAACAGCAAGCCCAUCCACACCACCAUCCUGAACCCUCACGUGCAUCUGAUUGGUGAAGACGCCGCCUGCAUAGCCUACAUCCGCCUCACGCAGUACGUGGAUGGCCAGGGCCGGCCACGCAGCAGCCAAUCGGAGGAGACGAGGGUUUGGCAUCGCCGGGACUCCAAGUGGCAGAACGUCCAUUUCCACUGCUCUGGGGCUCCCGCUGCUCCACUCCAAUGAAGGGACAGCUCAUUGUAGCCACAACUGAGAAGAGUGCCCAGCCAGAGAGGAAGAGGAAGAGAGGAAUGGAUGGAGGAAGGAGAGGAAGUCCAGUGUCACGUGGCUUUGAGUCUGCAGUGCCUGACCCUCCCACACUGGGCUCCACCCCUCACCCGUCAAUCACGUCUCUGUGCAGUGUCCACCCCGCCCACUCCCUUGUUGCCCCUCCCCCCACCUGUGUUGACACACCCACCCUGCUGUGAGUGAAUGCUGAGUGGAGUCCGGUGGUCCUGACUGGAUGAUGAUGAUGAUGAUGAUGAUGAAGAUGAUGAUGAAGGCCAGGCCCAUGUUUGUGUUCGUUGUGUCGGUGGCACGCCAUGCUUUCUCUCUCUCUCACCGUCCCAGUGUUAACGAGCGUGUGCUUCUUCACGCGUACUACAUACAAGCGUGUACAUUUUUAAUAUGAUUAAUAUUAUUAUUAUUAUGAAAAUGAUUAUGAUUAAUAUUGUUAUUAAUGUUGUUUAUUAAUAUUAUUAUUACUAUGAUUAUUAUUAUUAUCACCACAAUUAUUAUGGCGUGUCCUUUGUACAAUUCUACAAGUAUGGAAGCCGGUGGUGGUGGUGGUGAUUUUUGAUUAUUGAUUAUUUUUCUGAUUUAAGUCUUUUCUUUUUUUUUCUUCUCAAUCCCAAUCGCAUGACACUCUCAUUGUAUUGACAGUGGCUGUUUCUAUCCUAAAGAAGUUGAAGCACAGUGUUUUUGUAUAGGCUUCUUCUAUGUAUGUGUGUAUGCUCAACACAUAUACUGUAUGUCGGUCCAGAUUUUAGUGUGUAUGAGUGUAUAUGAGUGUGUUUGAGAGUGUGUGUGUGUGUGGAGGGCAGAGCUAAACAGAGUUAAGAGUCGUUUUGAUCACAGCGAUUAUAUAUGUAUACAGCUCUGGAAAAAAAUAGGAAAGCACUUCAGUUUCUGAAUCAGUUUCUCUGAUUUUGCUGUUUAUAGGUUUAUGUUUGAGUAAAAUAAACAUUGUUGUUUUAUUCUAUAAACUACAGACAACGUUUUUCCCAAAUUCCAAAUAAAAAUAUUAUAAUUUAGAGCAUUUAUUUGCAGAAAAUGAGAAAUGGCUGAAAUAACAAAAAAGAUGUAGAGCUUUCAGACCUCAAAUAAUGCAAAGAAAACAAGUUCAUAUUCAUAUUAAAUUUUAAAAGUUCAGAAAUCAAUAUUUGGUGGAAUAACCCUGGUUUUAAUCACAGUUUUCAUGCAUCUUAGCAUGUUCUCCUCCACCAGUCUUACACACUGCUUUUGGAUAGCUUUAUGCCUUUACUCCUGGUGCAAAAAUUCAAGCAGUUCAGUUUGGUUUGAUGGCUUGUGAUCAUCCAUCUUCCUCUUAAUCAUAUUCCAGAGGUUUUCUUCAUUUUUUUCCAGAGCUGUAUAUGAGCAACAAUAUUUGGGGUCUUCCAGUCUUCAGUUGUGCUCUUUUCUUCUCGUUUAACAUCUUUUCUGAUUGGACGUUCUGCUUAUUUGUAACAUUGGACAAUUGCAGGAUAUCCUACAAAUCUUAUCUAAUCUAAUCAAAGCUUAAUCGCUAAUGAAAUAACGUACAUACGUAUCUGUGGACACACAUGGUUGCUCAUUUGGGUCUGAUCUGAUAUCAGUAUCACAUACAGAUACACAGCCCGUAUUGAUCUUUGUGUGAGGUCAGUUUUUUUUCUCAUACACUCCUGUAGUUUUACAGCCCAGCACAAAAUAUAAGCCAUAAUAAUCCUGCUAAAAGGUGCUACAUUAUAUGCUAGCCUGCUAACGGCUCCAGAUAGCAGCACCUGCAGUGGGUUUUCUCUUCAUAUGUAACCUUUUGAAGGGUGCUGGUGUAUUUAAUUUCACAUUUUUGUUUUUGUUAUUCUUAUUCUUAUUAUUGUUGUUUUAUUAAUACUGUUGUUUUUAAGGUGAGGACGCACAGAAUGUUUAAAGAAGGACGUUAGCUAAAGCUAAUGCUAACGCUAAUGCUAAAGCUACGUAAAGCUUUCCACAAAUCCUAUACAGGGCUUCAGAAACUUCAUCAGGGCUUGAUGUGUAGUAGCCCGUAACUGCCUCUGAGGCGCCACCAAGUAUAUAGAGCUAUAGUUAUAUAUGAGUUUGUGACUGAGGAGAUUUGGACAAGAAGUAUUUAGAGAAAAUCUUCGUUUUUUGUUGUUUUUCUUAUUAUUAUUGUUUCUCUCGUGUUUUAAUAUGGUUUAUUAUAGGAUAAGAAUGAUAAUAUAAGAUGUUUGAUAUCACAUUUUUCUCAUUAUUCUCGUUGAUUGUGUUUCUAACAUGUUACGUUUUCCUCAGUUACUUCAUUUUCCUCGGUUUCCUCAGUUUCGAGGCCUUCGGACAGAAUUAGAUUGAGGUUGAGAGGUUGAUUGAUGAUGAAUUCUUGUUUGUAGCUUGAAGGCGUUCUGUGGUUAGGCUGUGCAUGGUGCACGCACAGUUACGAAAACUUUACGAAGACGUUUUUUAAAGAGUCAAGCCUAAAGAAGGUUGGUGAUGAGCUUUUAUGAGGUUUAUUUUCCUAGAACGUGAGAACUUUUGGUUUAAAAAACAAAACAAAAAAAGGUUCAGGGAUACUUUUUCGAAGUGUACUUACGUAGAUGUAAGAAGCGUAACGUAAUCUCGAAACAUAUCGCCCCUCAAAACAAACAUCGUCUUUUUUUUCGGUAAUGCUGUUCGGUGGCGAGGGACUCAAAAAAGCGAGAGAAGCCGAAAGUGAGAGAUUUUUUGACCUCAGCUUGUCAGCUCGUAUUUAAUUCAUUGAUUAUUUAUUUAUUUAUUGAACUGUUUGAUCUCUGAGCUCUUUUUUUUUUUUCUUCUAACUUCAGGUCUGCUUUUUGUUGUACAGCUUUUUUUUCCUCUUUUUUUCAUUUUUGUUGUAAUUUUUCAAGCUUUUUUCCUCUUUACACGAUCUUUCUUCGCUUAUUUUACUCUUUGAAGGGAAGGAGGCACAUCUGUAGUGUAGGAAUCGGGCUUUUAGCGAAUAUUACUUUAUUAGCAUAAUUAUUUUGGCCUCACUACGUACAUAAUACUUACCUACAAAUCUCCCACUAAGAGCGCAAGAAUAAAAGAAUCGUAUGUAACACUUCACAGUAAGGGUCCUGAAUAACAGUAAGGAUGACAGUAAAAAAAUGGUAAAAGUAAUGUCUCAACUAAUUAUUAAUUAAUAUAUACUUAUAUUAUAUAUUAAUUAUAAACCUAUGCCUUCUCCGACACAUGUGAAGUCAGACUCUGCCUCUUUUCGAACUGCUGCUGAUGCAGAAUUGCUGAGUAACAUCACAGCGCACAUUCAGAGAAAAGUGCAGCGACUCAGUUCUGAUACAUCAGCUCACAGACGCAGCCUUGUGCUGAUUAACAUCACCCUUUGGAGUGAUGAAGUGAAAGAACGCCAUCUACUGUACCCAGCCAGAGAAAGAGCAAGGCUUUCUCAAUUGUGCUCUCUCAGGGCUCCGGCAGCUGAUGGCAAGCUGCAUAACAGGGAUUCGAAUAGUUAUCAGUCAAUAUCAGUUGUAAGUACUGUUUAUCAAUGUGCCCUUAUUGUGAAGUGCUACUGAAUCAUAUUAGAAGUGUGCAAAAUCAAAAAAGAUCAUCUGGAGCGACCCCAACAAGGCGAAAAAACGAAAUAACAUAAAAUAAACAAACACAUGGGUAUCUGUUUCUGCUCUAGUAUAUUAUUGUGCUACUUUUUGUACUGACUGGGAGUUGUUUAAGAGUUUAAGAUCCUCUGUUGUGAAUUCCAUCCCGUCCCUUCAAGUCCCGCCUCGAAAUGUCCCGCGCCUUGUCUCUCACGUCUCUCGUCUUGACCGAAAGUGAUUUGAGACUAUGAUUAGAUUGAUUUCCCUCCGUUUUUAAAUGUGCCCGCCACUCCGCUCCCUGAAAACAAGCGAAAAACUACAAAAAACAAACAAAAAAACUGAAAAAAAAAAACAAACAGCAUGUAAACAUGUACUAAUGUUCUUCUUUGUGUGUUUAGCAUUGAAAAUAAUCAUGUAAAAAAAUAAAUAAAGUGAGGAUGCACAUUAUUACUCUUAAAACAGGACACACACUAUUAAAGCGGCAGUUUACUAGCAGUUUAGCUGGAAUUUGCAUUUUUGCAUGACGAGUCACUCAAACACAGACAUUAAAAAUGACGUUUGGUGUUGAAUUUUCAGGGUUUUUUUUUUCUUUUUCGGGUUGGUCCUUUUCAUUUUCUAUUGAAUGCUGGUUAACUUAAACCUUUCUCUUCUCUAUUUCUCUAUUUUCCAAGCUUUGUAAGUGCAUAAACUAUUUUUGUCUCAAGAUGAUGAUUAUUAUUGAAGAUGAGGAUUAUAUAUAUAAAUGAAAGCUAUAAUGAUGAGUGAGGUUAUGAAAAUGUUAUGAUUUAAAAAAAAAAAAAAAGUGAUCUUUCAAUGGCAUGCUUUUGUAUUCAGGCUCGAGUUGUUGUCAAUGCAGGGAGGAGCUUAGGAAGACUUAAGGAAGGGAAAAGAAGGAGGAGAAGGAAGGGGAUCGCAGCUGCUGUAGAGGGUACAGUAGCGUGAGUAGAGUGCACAGACACCUGUAGACAGUGGAGGUAAGUCAGUAUAUGAGCAAAUACAGAAAUAUUUAUAUAUAUACAUGUAUAUUGUGGUUGUGCAUUCAUUUACUAGUGCUGCAUUUUGGUAUUUCUAUUCUUGUGGGCACUCUGGAUAUGACCACGUUUGAUAUGAUAGGUCUGGGCACAUGCUCACACCACCAGACAAUAGAUAAUACAAUAAACAGCUCAACACAUGCACUCAAAUCUUCAGGACAGACAUGAAUUACAGCAAGUAGUACUAUAACCUGCACUGACAACACAGAGCUCUCUCUCUACUUUGUUUUUUAGUACCGUAUCGUUUUCACUCUAUCCCCCCUCUUCUCACCCCCCGAUGUUCUUCCGUUUCACCUCACUGGGUAGUUUUUCUCUGGAGUUGAAGUCUUCACGGUAGCCCCUCUCGUCAGUUUUUGGGUUUUCUGUAUAAGAUAUUAUUCUCUUUUAUUUCUCUUGAUUAUUAUUCUUCUUAUUCUUCUCGUUGCUCUGUUCUCGAACCUGCUCUAUGUGUUACCUGACUUAAGGAAAUGUGUUCAAGUGUUCUAAAUAAAAAUGAAGAUUUAAAUACGAAA
Messenger RNA from Astyanax mexicanus (Mexican tetra), 7495 nucleotides. It is a transcript of the gene camk2b1, whose product is annotated as calcium/calmodulin-dependent protein kinase (CaM kinase) II beta 1. Gene Ontology annotation, molecular function: calmodulin binding; ATP binding; calcium/calmodulin-dependent protein kinase activity. Gene Ontology annotation, cellular component: neuron projection; cytoplasm. Lineage: Eukaryota; Metazoa; Chordata; Actinopteri; Characiformes; Acestrorhamphidae. The coding region runs from base 281 to 2377 and encodes 698 amino acids. The record is from RefSeq and is a predicted model, not a curated record. The transcript has 25 exons. Gene Ontology annotation, biological process: protein phosphorylation.